This is a messenger RNA of Hypanus sabinus (Atlantic stingray), 4412 nucleotides long. RefSeq lists its product as uncharacterized. NCBI's taxonomy places the organism in Eukaryota, Metazoa, Chordata, Chondrichthyes, Myliobatiformes, Dasyatidae. The transcript has 3 exons. The coding region runs from base 97 to 3324 and encodes 1075 amino acids. The record is from RefSeq and is a predicted model, not a curated record.
CCAAACAGUACCUGGAAAAAACGAGGGGAACGUGGCUUGGCAAGAGAGGCAGAGAGGUCUGCACUAUGCUUUGAACAAUUGGCAAUAACUCAAAGAAUGAAGAAAAUGAACUCUGGCAGCUAUAAACUUUUGGAUAAAUAUGGCACCUAUCCUGGGCCAUCCAUCUGUUGGGAGAAACCCCUCUCACCACGUCUGGCCCCAACGAGAAGUGUCAUACCCAGGAGACUAAUGGGAGAAGAUCCCUCCGUUGUGCAGGAUUCCUUCAAUCACUGGCAAACACAGCCAAGAUGUGCACCAUCUGGGCCAAGUAUAUCAACAGCAGCCAAGGGGGUGAUGAUGCAGAACCUCAGCCACUGGGACUGGAGCGGACAGGAAGACUCGGGGAACUGGAUGCAUCAUGUGGAAAAGGUGAAGCCCAAAGCAAUGGAAGAUGUUACAAGCUUUGGGGGUGGCUGGGAUUCCCCAGAACACUUCAAACACCGACUGAUAAGGCAGCCAAGGAGACUCCAUCCCUUGAGGCAUGAACCCAUUCACCAGUCAUGGGCACCCCAGUAUCUGAGGGAUUUGUCUCCCGUUAACCAGGCUGUUGAUUGCAGAAAUUAUAGAGAACCGUGGCCCAGCCCUCAUCAGCCUCACAGAGGCGCCUUCCAUCCAUCAGAACACAGACAGUUUAUUCAGCCAAGUAGUUCCGAAAGCAAAGGUUCCAAACUGCGACCAGUUAAGCCUCCAACCUACGAGAUGUACCUGCAGAUGAAAAGGAAAGCGGAACAGGGACUGAAAACCAAAGCAAAUCCAUGGCUAAGUCAGCCCAUCAUUCAGAGCAAGUCAGGUGCUUCACAACUAACGGCAGGGAGCGAGAGAGGCCGGAAGCCAAACUAUGAUCGAUCAGUACCGAACACCAAGGCAGCAAGUGGUGCCCGAAAUGACCCAACACGUUCAGCAGUACAGUUUUACAGGUGCCAGGACCACCUUUCGUAUCUGACAGGUGGGAUCAGUGAGAGAAGAACCCAAUGUGACAUAUACACAGAGGCUGAACGGUCGAGGAAACUGAGAGCUCACCCCGGUUAUGUUACAUGCCAUGCUUCAGAGAAGUAUCUGUGUCCCACAGGCUCACAGCAUCUAACAGGCGCCAACCUUGCAGUGUGUCGCCCAUCUAAGAGAGGCACCAAGGGAUUCCAUCAGGGUUUGGAUCUGAAGCAUGAAGCUUUAGAAGUGCGAAGCGCGGAUGUGGAGGUGGAUGGUCGGGCAGGAGGAGGUGAGCGGAGGAAUGAGAUGAAAGGUGAACUUCUUCGGAGUAAAAGAGGUGAGGUCGUCUUCUGCUUAAUAUCUAGGCAGGAUACGGGGCCGCCGGUCGUGGACUCGGGUGCAGAAUGUGCACACGCACUCCCUGAAAUUGCCAGGGAUGUGGUUGUACCCAGCAAGUCAUCCGAUGUCCGGCAAACCCUAUUGGCCAAAGAUGAGAGGAAGUUUCAUGAAAAAUGGGGUGAAACUCAACGAUGCAAACCUUCUAACGUGGAGGUGAUGUGUUGUGUGGACAGCACUGGCUUCUCGAUCAAUCAAUUUCCUUCAGAUAGGACACAGUGUAGAAAUACCUACAGCGAUAUUGAGAACUAUUGGGCCAGAGGUCGACUUGACUUUUCAGAUUCCGGUCACUCUUUCUGCUCUGGGAAGAAAGAAGAAUUAGGAGGCAGAGUAAGGCAGCGGCCAUGUUACAACGGCGGGGAAGAUGUGACAGGCUUCAAAGAGAGAGGGCUGGAUAUCCACGAGGCGAACAACUCAAGUCAAGUGCAAACAGACGGACAGCGAGGGAAGCGAGAGGCGGGGUUCCAUGUUUGGAGCUAUCAUUCGGGCAGAGGUCCUGUGCAAGGUGAAAUGGAGGAAAUUGCUUUUGUUCCCGGUGACGGCUCACCUGGAAACUCUAUUGAUAAAGGUAGGAAACUCUCCGACUUAGAGUGGUACGGACGCGGCAUGUCUCCGUCCUGUAGAAGACGCUGCUCGGAUGUCCCUCUGGCGAGUGGGGGCCGAAAACUUGACGGGAAUCGUAGCAGAGUGGACGGGAAUAACACACAGAACUGGCACCGAGUUCGGAAACUACCGAACUGGAAGCAACCCCUUCAUUUUUCCGUGGGGACGGAAGGCCGGAGUAAGAGUGCUUGUACAAACCGCGCCCCUGAAAGCGACAGGGUCUUCAUUAUCGAUGCGACCUGUGCGAUAGUUAGAGCGGAAUACAUUUCCUCACCGAAGAAAGAACGGGUGUUAUUUUCAUACCCAGUUGAAGUUGUGGGCUCGAGUGAGGCCAGCGCUCGCCCCGACGGCUGGAGUGAAAGAUUGCGAGAGCCAAUGCAAGACUGUGUUGAGUGUCUGACUCCGGACAGAAAGCUUUGGCACACCGAGGCUGAACGUUAUUGUGGAGAGCAGGCUGCAGAAUGUAAUGGCAUCAACCCAGAGAAAGAGCAAAGCCCAUAUCCACGUGCCAGAGUGAGGGAUUGCACAAAUGGAAAGGCAACCCGAAUACUGGGCCUUCCUCUUAUGGAUACCAACUCGGCUGAAGUGCAUUUGCAGAAGACUGGAGUGACAGAAGCGGAAGAUGGUACAGAGGAGAAGCGAUGGGGGUCUUGGAUGGGAGGCACAGUGGCCAGCCCAGGCAAAUCUGAAGAAAUAACGCAAGGUAUUCAGCGAGAAAGUGUUGAGUCAAUAACUGUCCACACAUUACAAUCUCUUUCCGUUGCCUGCGAUCCGCUGUCCAAUGGAGACACCGAUUCAGCGGCAGGUGAUAUCCGGGAAGAAAGGACGAGGUGCCAAGAAAUCUCAGAGGAAUCUUCCUUCGUCCCUGUUGAGCACAGUCCCAACACAAAAACUGCGGAAAAUUCCGAAUGUGGCGAAUUUCGGAGAUUGAACGAGCACCCACAUGAAGCAUCGUCCCAGAACCUGCAGGACAUGGUGUUCAAGUCGGUUUCACGUAUCCGCCGCCACACGGCACCUGAUUCGGAAUCUGACGAUGAGGAGGUGGAACGCCUCCUGGCGAGUGAAGUGUUAAAGCCAGAAGGAGAUGGAGGAGGAAAUGAGAGGGGAUCCCGGGAGAGCGCAGACAGCAGUAGCUCGGCGGACACGGUGAUCGCAUGCGGCGUCGGGCAAAACCUGGCAAUGGAGAGUGAAGAAUAUUUGGACCCAACCCAUGGAGUGAACGUCUCCUGCAGUCCGUGUUUUCCCACAGGUAACGAACAGUGUGUGGAGAGGAGCCCACGAGAGGAUACGGGAGGCCAAGAUGAAGGGACCACAAAGAAAUGGGAGGGUGGUCUUCGGGAGGUGGAAAAUGAUGCCUGAAACAAGUCAGGAGAGCAGCAGGAGCCUGAGCACCCCGGACGGUGAAGCUAACAAGAUCAGAAACGCCUGAGUCCACGAGUGGCCUACUCCCGCCAAAAGUCCGGUGGCUUCUGUCAGCUUACUGAAGGUGCAUCAAAGCUAGCUGGCCGUUCCUCGGUCUCCAUCGCAAGUGUUGCUAAAUCCUUACUACUUCCCUGGACAUAGGAGCAAGCCACUUGGCCCUUCAAUCCUGCCCCAUCAUUCAAUGUGACUGACCUGGGCCUCAUUUGUUCUUCUGUGCCAGUUCCCCAUAACCCUCAAUUCCCACACUCUCUUGGAGUAGAGAAUUCUAGAGUUUCACCAACUGCUGUGGAAGGAAUUCCUUCUCACCUCAGUCUUAAAUGAUCACCCCCAAAGUCUCAGGUUACUUCAAGUUACUUGAGAGUUAGUAUUGGAUAGCUUCUAUUUCUAUUUUAAUGAGUUUCUAUUUUCUGCCAGUAAGUUAUUUGUGAAAUGAGUUUAAUGGAUUCUGGCUUUUCCUUUAUAGCUGUACCUGCUCUAAAAGUAGAUGAGAUUCCAAGUGCUGAGAGAGAUGGUGUGUUUUUUCCUUCAUCUCCAGUAAUUAUUACGAUUAUCAUUAUGUACCGUGUUGUAUGAUGUAGGCGAUCAUGGUCCCAUGACCAUGAUUGUUCUUGGCAAAUUUCUCUACAGAAGUGAUUUGCCAUUGCAUUUUUCUGGGCGGUGUCUUUAGAAGACGGGUAACCCCAGCCAUUAUCAAUACUCUUCGGAGAUUGUCUGCCUGGCAUCAGUGGUCGCAUGACCAGGACUCGUGAUAUGCACCGGCAACCAUCCACCAACUGCUCCCAUGAUUUCACAUGACCCUAGCUAGCGGAGGGAAGGAGUGCCCUACACCUCCACCCCACCACCCAAAACAGCGACUGUUAGCACUGUGUAUUGGUCACAUAGAUCCAACACGGGGGGAGGGGGGGAGGUCACCAAUAGGCAGGGAGCCAUGGGGGGAAAUGGAUAAAGUGCAGCAUCAGAACCAGAGAUGUAAAGGUGGUUUAUUGAGACAAUAAAUAAAGAAGCAGAUAAAUAAAUAAAGUAUU